CAUGCAUGUCCGCGUUGGCCUGGUUCCAUCAGGCGUCGGCACAUUGCACGCAUCAUUUCGCCGGCUCGGAACGUCCAUAGCAACUUGGUCUCAAGGGGCCCUGGGGUCAAGCGUGACUUCGUUUGCACCUGCUUACUGCAGCACCGUUGCCUCUUCAGCGCUGCUCUUUUAGCGAGCGAGGCCAAUGUCGCGUGGUCGCUCGCCGUCGCCUCAGGCGACGCUAUCUGCGUCAAGCCGUGGAACGUCACCGGAGCCCUACUACGGGCCUGUCGACGCGCCCCCGCCGUUGCUGAUCGACUUGUCCCCGCUGGCGCAGCAGUGGAAGGCCGCCCCCGUUCUGCCACAGGUGAUGUACCAGUUGGUCAAUGUGCGGACGAUCGCGUGCGCCAAGUGCUCGGCCAGCGAUCUGGCCGACCUCGACGUCGUGCACAAGCUCGCGGCGGCGCCAGAGCGCCAGAGAUGGCUUAAGAAGGCAGCGCAGCUCUCCCUCGUGGCAUUCAUGACGCCCGCUGGCGGGAACAGAGAGCGCCUGAAGUCGGAGUUGGGUGGCUCCAUGGCGCCUAUGCCUGGCCUAUCGACUCCAGGCUGCGCAGAAGACUGGCCGCGCAACUACGUGCUCACAGGGUCGGACGUAAACAUAUUCGUGCAGGGCGGAUUAGACAGCGCCGUGAAGAAGAUGCAGCUGAACGAUAAGAUAAACGGCCUCAAGCUCUUGCAGCGCAAGAGGCUGCAGAACCUCGACGUGUUGCAGUGUACCUUCUCGUGCAACAGUGUCGACGUCAAGCAUGUGCCAGAGGUCCAGUCUGAAAUCAUAGUGGUCAGCACGGACGACGAGAUGAAGUGCCUAAAAGGCCGACAGGAGGCAUUCCGCAAGGUGUUUCGAGACCAACGGGUCCAAUUGGAAGUAUCGUUUGGCGACGCAGGCAUGCUCGCUUUCGACGCCUACAUCUACCUCCUGAAGGCCUUCGCCAAAACUAUGCCAGAGGGUGCGCUGUCCUCCUUCCAGGCGGUGUCGUUUGGCCUGUUCGUGCUCCAGCUGGGGCUUUACAAGCAUGUCCCUGGCACGGCCGCGCAGCCCACUGCACUACUCCUCUUCGAGUGUUUCCUCCGUUGGUGCGGCGUGUAUUUCAGCAACCAGUGGAACAGCGACCAGAAAUUGAAAAACCAUAGAUUCAGCGCCCUGGACCUGUCCACUGGCAGACUCAUGUUGCGGACGAGGAGCCAGACUAAAUGUGAGGCGUACUUCGUGGCGGACGAGGUGCACUCCUUGCACACGCAUUCAGCGGACAGGCUGAACAUCGCUGGGUCGAUCAGCCCGAAGUUGGUUCACGACGCUGCACAUCUAGCAUUGGUGUCACAUCUUAGCGUCGCAAAUGGUGAGCUCGUGUGCAGAUGACCUGUGCGCACAACUUUGUCUCUUAUGCUUUCAGGCCUCUGGCUCUUUUCGAGGUGGCCUCCCACAACCCUGCAGCGGAAGUGCCCCUGGGAGUCAGGAGAGGUCCCCAGGAGCGCCAUACUUAGGAUCUACCAACGGCGCAAGAAAUCUUGUGGCCAGCCGCAUAGCGACGGGGCCCAUAUUGAAAAUUUCUGGCCAGCCGCAUGGCGGCGGGGCCCGCAUCUCUGCUUUCAGGCCCCUUCGGGCAGACUCUACAUUUGAGUUUGACGGUCUGCUACUAUAAGAGCUACCGAACAGCCUUUCGUUAUGACGCGUCAGUCUGGGCAA
Molecule: messenger RNA, 1723 nt
Organism: Prorocentrum cordatum
Lineage: Eukaryota; Dinophyceae; Prorocentrales; Prorocentraceae
Source: the annotation of a GenBank genome assembly